Sinocyclocheilus rhinocerous is the source of this 2736-nucleotide messenger RNA. RefSeq names its product cytoskeleton associated protein 2-like (gene ckap2l). The record is from RefSeq and is a predicted model, not a curated record. The transcript is spliced from 10 exons. Bases 1 to 2262 code for a protein of 753 amino acids. NCBI's taxonomy places the organism in Eukaryota, Metazoa, Chordata, Actinopteri, Cypriniformes, Cyprinidae. Gene Ontology annotation, cellular component: cytosol; mitotic spindle; centrosome.
AUGGGAAUUGAGAUGGGCGUAUCCCUGCAAAAUUCAAGCGACAGUUGUGUGGAGAAUGUAGAUGUUGCAUUAGCAGGCAGCACGGUGGAAACAGUGACGGACGAAGACGUAUCUAAACUAUCUAAGAUAGAGCUACGCAAACUGAAAUUGGCAGAAUACCUAGCAGCAAAAGGAAGACUGAAAGCACCUAAUCCAAAACCAUAUCUCAAGGAGAAGCCUGUUACAAAGAAAUAUGCUGAAAAUAAUCAGAAGUCCAAAAUUACAGGUGAUGGAAAGGAGAAUUGUGGCAUCAAUGGGAAAAAUAUUAAAGAAGUAAAGAGAGUGAAGACAUUGGCAGAGGUUGAUAAAAACACAUCCUCAAAAAAAGAACUUGGCAUCAAUUCACUAGCCAAAGCCCAAACACAAUCUUCCAGUAAAUUGCAGAAUAUUUGCCGGGAAGGCCUUCAUGUUUUGAGGACACAGAGCAAUAGAACAGCCUCUCAUCAAAAUCCAAGGAAACCCCACAAAGAUGAGAAAACAUCCAGGUCAUUCAGUGCCGCUAAGAGGACUAAUUCACAAAGCCUUCAGAAUGCCCAACCCAAAGCCCAUCAAGCUCCGCCAGCUUCCCAUGCUGUAAAUAAAACACAAAUGUCAAGAAACCACUACUGUGGCCCUUCACAGUCUGGAUGUGGCAUCUCAGCCCAAAGCCACACAGAUCAGAGCCGUGCUAAGACAGAUAUUCAGUCAAUGAGGCCUUUGGCUAAGAAAUUAACAGAAACAAGCAUCAAAACAACCUCAGUUGCCAAUUUGAAGAGUCGAAGACCAAUGAACACAACUGAGACAAAAAUGCAGACAAACAGUGUUUCUAAAACCCAGGUAAAACCUGCACAGCAACCCAGAAGUCAAAGUGCUGUACCAAAGCUUGGGACGCGCAACUGCAGUUCUCAGAGCAAUAAGCCCAUAAACCAGAAAUCAAUUUCAGUGACAAACAGGUCAGAUGUGAACCAGAGAGAAGAUAUUCCAUGCAUUGUUUCGAAAGUUGAUGCCAUAAAAAUUAAAUCAAAUAGCUCAGUCACAAACAGAGUUACAAGAACAAGUGCCUCUUCAACUAAACCUGCAAAUAGAGAAGGAUCAGUGAUCAUCAAAAAUAAACAGUCUGCUGCUGCUGUUAAACAAACUAAUCUCACUGCUUCUACCAAACUGCUCGGUCGAAGCACCAAGAGUUGUGUACUGCCGCAGACGACAACUGCAUCCCGAGAGCUUCAUCAGCCCACUAAGGGGUCCGGCCAGGCCAAGCCUGCGGUGCAAUUGCAGACUCCUAAAUCCAGAUUCUGUCCCAAUACUCAAGGUGUCCGAACAGCCCCGAUAGAUGGAAUGAAGAAGCCGACUGCAGCUCAGGAGGAGAGACUGCGUAAGCUCCAGGAGUGGCGGGAGUCAAGGAGCAUCACAUAUAAACGUCCCCCCAUGCCUGUCCGGCUGGUGAGGAGGAAGACCAUCUCCGCUGUUCCUCAGCCAUACUGGACUUCUAUGGAGAAUGAAGAUGAGGUUCAUGACAUUGUCUUUGCUGUGGACCGAUCACUAGAUGACUGCAUUAAAUUAUUACAGCAGGGUUUCCCGGUGGAACAGGUCAGAGAUGUGCUGUCUCGGGUGCCGAUGGCACAGAAGUUUGCUAAAUACUGGAUUUGUCAGGCCAGACUAAUGGAAAGAGAAGGAAACCUGGAGGUGCUGCCAAUGUUUCAGGAGGCCAUUCGUGUAGUGAGAGAGCCGGUGGAUGAACUACGAUCCGUGGUUUUUGAGAUCCUUAAAAAGAGACAAGUUCAAGGUUUGUCUCCGAUGCCAAAAGAGUCUGAAGCGGUAGAGACUAGUGUGCAUGACGAACAGGAAGGCAGUUACAUCAUGUGCACCCCAAAACCUGUUGGUGUCCUAAUAUGUGGAAGGAGCGGAGACUCGUCUGUUGUCAAAUAUAAAAUUACAGCAACCCCAGGGGGUAAAAGGAGUCAGCAGGGAGCAGAACCAGGACAAGUAGACGGUCACGAAAUCCGUUUCUUUACCCCAGUGCGGCGUUCGGUGCGGAUCGAGAAAACCGCUCUGCGCUAUCCGACAGCUUUGCAGGAACAUGAUCCCUGUGUGACCUCUCUUUGUGACCUCGCAGGUGAGAGUAAGGAAGACGUCAUAGAUGAAACGCGACCCCAAAGCUCUCCUGUGUAUGUGUACCGGGAGAAUGAAGCGCUGAGAGAUCAUGUUCACAUUAAACUCGUCUAUCCAGAGGAGAUUGAAACAUGAUAAUGUUUAUUAUCAUGCAGUGACCUUCAUUUCCCACCUGGAAGCAAUGAAUAAUUGUUAUCAGUUUAAUUCUGUGUUCACUAUCUCUCAGUAAAAUCUCUUUUGUACACAUUUAGCCAAUCUUAUAUACUACUAAAAACAUCACUUGCUAGAUUUCAGCCAGAAUUUUUGCUUUGGCUCUCACAGUUAGAUGCUACCUAAUUGGUUCAUACCUUCAUUGCUAUGAAGAAUCUAAACAUUAAGUACUGCUAUAUGUACAAAUAGGAUGAUGGCAUUGUCUAAAUGUGGUGUAAAAUUCUGAAGGUACCCAUACUGCAAAAGAUACUAUAGAAAUGUCAGUAUUAUUAAUCAGACUUGACAAGUCUAACUUCAGUUGUAAUUUAUGGGUCAGACUCAAUCUCUUGUGCUUGUCUGAGCAAUAGCAUACAUGUAAGAAAUUGGAUUUUGCGUGAUAAUUAAACCAUUUUUGAGUCA